UUGUUAUUUGCACCUCUUGCCACAUGUACAGUUUAUCUAUCUCUGUCGCUGAUGAGGGAUUCACAUGUGAUAAAUGCAGGGAAAUAGUUAGGCUGACAGAGAAGAUUUCAGAAUUAGAGACACGCAUCCAAACUUUAAUUGAGGACAGUAAGAAUGUUAGGGCUCUAGAUAUGGCUUUGGAUGCGUCUAGCUCAGGGAUUCCUGUACAUUGUCCGGUUCCAGCAGAGCCCCUGCAGCAGGGCAACUGGGUGACGGUGAGGCAGCAUAGUCGUGGGUCAAAACACUGCUCUUCUGUUCCGAUCAAAACAUCAAACAGGUUCUCCCCACUCAGUGAUGCACCCACUGAGAAACCUGAUGAAAGUGCUCUAGUUAUUGGUGAUUCUAUUGUACGGAACGUGAAUAUAGAGACACCAGCCACCAUAGUCAAAUGUUUACCGGGAGCCAGAGCGCCUGACAUCUUGGCAAAUUUAAAAGUGCUGGCUAAUGCUAAGCGUAAAUACAGUAAGAUUGUUAUUCAUGCCGGCGCUAAUGAUGUUCGACUUCGCCAGUCGGAAAUAACUAAAAAUAACUUUAAAGAGGUGUGUGAACUUGCAAGCACGAUGUCAGACACUGUAAUAUGCUCUGGUCCCCUCCCUGCUUACCGUGGUGACGAGAUGCAUAGCAGAUUGUCAUCACUCAAUGGCUGGAUGUCUAAGUGGUGCCCACAGAAUAACAUAGGUUUCAUAGACAAUUGGACGAGCUUUUGGGGCAGACCUGACCUGUUUAAAAGAGAUGGUCUUCAUCCCUCCUGGGGUGGUGCUGCUCUUCUGUCUAGAAAUAUGGCACAUAGUCUUAGUGUUUAUACUUGACUAACUGGGGCCCAGGUCAGGAAGCAGACAGACUGGCUAAACCGACCGUCUGCUAGCUGCCUCCCGUCACAGAGGUCAGUUAAUUCUCAGCACAUAGAGACUCUUUCACCUAGAUAUCACACUAUAGAGACUGUGUCUGUUCCCCGAACUAGAAAAUACAAAAAAUGUCCAAACCAAGUUAAGGUUAACAAUUUAAUUGAGGUUCAACAAAUAAAAAACAAAUGCAAUAUGGAUAAACAAAUGAUAAAGAUUGGCUUAUUGAAUAUCAGAUCCAUUUCUACGAAAACACUUUUUGUAAAUAAUAUGAUAACUGAUCAUAAUAUAGAUGUGCUCUGUUUGACAGAAACUUGGCUAAAACCUGAUGAUUACAUUAUUUUAAAUGAGUCCACCCCCCAAGAUUAUUGUUAUAAACACGAGCCGCGUCUAAAAGGCAAAGGGGGAGGAGUUGCUUCAAUUUAUAACAACGUUUACAGGAUUUCUCAGAGGGCAGGCUUCAAGUAUAACUCGUUUGAAGUAAUGGUGCUUCAUAUAACAUUAUCCAGAGAAACCAAUGUUAAUGAUAAAUCCCCUGUUAUGUUUGUACUGGCUACUGUAUACAGGCCACCAGGGCACCAUACAGACUUUAUUAAAGAGUUUGGUGAUUUUACAUCCGAGUUAGUUCUGGCUGCAGAUAAAGUCUUAAUAGUUGGUGAUUUUAAUAUCCAUGUCGAUAAUGAAAAAGAUGCAUUGGGAUCAGCAUUUAUAGACAUUCUGAACUCUAUUGGUGUUAGACAACAUGUUUCAGGACCUACUCAUUGUCGAAAUCAUACUCUAGAUUUAAUACUGUCACAUGGAAUUGAUGUUGAUAGUGUUGAAAUUAUUCAGCCAAGUGAUGAUAUCUCAGAUCAUUAUUUAGUUCUGUGUAAACUUCAUAUAGCCAAAAUUGUAAACUCUACUUCUUGUUACAAGUAUCGAAGAACCAUCACUUCUACCACAAAAGACUGCUUUUUAAGUUAUCUUCCUGAUGUAUCCGAAUUCCUUAGCAUAUUCAAAACCUCAGAACAACUUGAUGAUGUAACAGAAACUAAGGACUCUCUCUUUUCUAGCACUUUAAAUACAGUUGCUCCUUUACGCUUAAGGAAGGUUAAGGAAAACAGUUUGACACCAUGGUAUAAUGAGCAUACUCGCACCCUAAAGAGAGCAGCCCGAAAAAUGGAGCGCAGCUGGAGGAAAACAAAACUAGAGGUAUUUCGUAUUGCUUGGCGGGAAAGUAGCAUAUCCUAUAGAAAAGCAUUUAAAACUGCUAGAUCUGAUUACUUUUCUUCUCUUUUAGAAGAAAACAAACAUAACCCCAGGUAUUUAUUCAAUACAGUGGCUAAAUUAACGAAAAAUAAAGCCUCAACAAGUGUUGACAUUUCCCAACACCACAACAGUAAUGACUUUAUGAACUACUUUACUUCUAAAAUCGAUACUAUUAGAGAUAAAAUUGCAACCAUUCAGCCGUCAGCUACAGUAUCACAUCAGACAGUGCACUAUAGACCCCCUGAGGAACAGUUCCACUCAUUCUCUACUAUAGGAGAGGAAGAAUUGUAUAAACUUGUUAAAUCAUCUAAACCAACAACAUGUAUGUUAGACCCUAUACCAUCUAAGCUCCUAAAAGAGGUGCUUCCAGAAGUCAUAGGUCCUCUUCUGACUAUUAUUAAUUCCUCAUUGUCAUUAGGAUAUGUCCCCAAAACCUUCAAACUGGCUGUUAUUAAGCCUCUCAUAAAAAAGCCACAACUUGACCCCAGAGAACUUGUUAAUUAUAGACCAAUCUCGAAUCUCCCUUUUCUGUCCAAGAUACUAGAAAAGGUGGUAUCCUCACAAUUAUAUUCCUUUUUAGAGAAUAAUGGUAUAUGUGAGGAUUUCCAGUCAGGAUUUAGACCGUAUCAUAGUACUGAGACUGCUCUCCUUAGAGUUACAAAUGAUCUGCUCUUAUCAUCUGAUCGUGGGUGUAUCUCUCUAUUAGUGUUAUUGGAUCUUAGUGCUGCGUUUGACACAAUUGACCACAACAUUCUUUUGCAUAGACUUGAACACUUUGUUGGCAUCAGUGGAAGUGCAUUAGCAUGGUUUAAAUCGUACUUAUAUGACCGCCAUCAGUUCGUAGCAGUGAAUGAAGAUGUAUCAUAUCGAUC
Carassius gibelio (silver crucian carp) is the source of this 3001-nucleotide messenger RNA. RefSeq lists its product as uncharacterized. The transcript has a single exon. The record is from RefSeq and is a predicted model, not a curated record. Bases 24 to 848 code for a protein of 274 amino acids. Lineage: Eukaryota; Metazoa; Chordata; Actinopteri; Cypriniformes; Cyprinidae.